GCACGUUGGACCAUCCAACAUAUAUUUAUACUUGUCACGGGCAAAACCAUAAUAGUAGUCCUAAAAUUACUACAUAUUAUUAGCCUCUUCCUCUCUUUAGGGGUGAACAAGUUUUGAACUCUAGUUUUAAUUCGAUACAGUAAUAGUUAAUAAUGAUGAUGGAAAUGGAAGAAGAAGAAUAUGGUAGCAACUACUAUGUUCAAAGUCCAUCCUCAGUCUCUCAUCAUCGUCGUGCUAACAGCACUACGACGACUUAUACUGAGUCUGGCCGUAACCCUCAACUCUUAUCACUUCCUUCUUAUAACGAAGAAGAAGAUCAAGAUCAGUGUUACCCAACCAAACCACUUCUCAACAACCAAGACCACAAUGCAUCAUCUAUAGUGGCUAGGACCAGCACCUUCAGUGGCAAUCUGUCUCGUUGCUCGUCUUCUCGAGCCUCAACCACUUCUUUCAUCCACCAGAAUGACGUGAUGAGGAUGACUAAUGUACUAUCUUGUGAUCAUGCAAAUGGUAUCCUCAGUUCUUCAGCUGGAAAGACGACGAAUAUUGUUAUUAAUAAAAAUAAUGAUAUGGUUGUGCCUGUUAUGAGUGUUAAAAAAAUGGGAAAAGUUGAUGAUGAAGAGGAGUUGUAUAAUUUUGAUAAUGAUGAAGGAAAGUGUUGGAAGUAUUUAUCAUUCAACACAUACUCUUCUUAUGUUUGGAUUGGGUUACAACUUUUAUGGAGGUUUUUGCUUAGUGCAAUGCUUGCUUUGCUUGUUUUCUACCUCGUUACCAAGCCUCCUCCUCCCCAUAUUUCAGUCAAGGUGAUAGGAGUGAACCAAUUUGAGCUAACGGAGGGAGUUGAUUUAACUGGAGUAGCCACAAACUUUUUGAGUUGCAACCUUUCAAUGGCGCUUAUAAUUGACAACAGAUCUAAAGUGUUCGGUCUUCAUAUCUUGCCUCCCAUCAUCAAUGUUUACUAUGGUCGUGUACCAUUUGUCAUGUCUCGAGGGGCAAACAUGUACGUUCGGAGCCGAGAAUGGAGGGAAAUGUCGGUAUCGGCGGGGACAACGAAGAAGGCAAUGUACGGAGGUGGAAGAAACAUGGAAGACAUGCUAAACUCACAAACAGGACUCCCUUUGUUUGUCACUCUCAAGUUCAGCUCUUAUAUUAGAGUGGUUCAAAACUUGAUUCAGUCCCACUUCCAUCAUCAAGCUCACUGUUUAUUGCUUCUUCGUAAUUUGAAUGAUCAACAACAUCACACUACUCUCACUCACUCUGUAAACACCACUUGCAACCUUCUCACUUCCUAAUUUUAUUUUUAUGUUUAUUUACUUAAAUAGAAGUCGAUCUUAAGAUUAUGAACUUUAUGUGCCAAAAAUGUAAUCUCAACUCGCCAAAAUAUGAUCAAUGCAUGGGAAGUAGUAUAUUAUAUAAUCUCUAUUGUAAUGUUGUGUUUUUGCGUACUAAUAAUUUUGAUAGUUACUUGCUUUUAUAUAAAAAUAGAUACUUCCUAUGCUGCAUAAUUAAUGAGAUAGGAGGCUAAAAUAGUUGACUAGUUCUCCGAGAGGUCAAACUUCAAAUAUCACCAUACUCCUUUUAAAAGAUAUUUUCUUGAACUUCUCCUUUUUUAGGAUCGGAUAGACCUUCUCAUGCAUUAAAAUCCAAUAAAAAAAACUAAACAAC
Chenopodium quinoa (quinoa) is the source of this 1665-nucleotide messenger RNA. RefSeq lists its product as uncharacterized. The transcript is spliced from 3 exons. The record is from RefSeq and is a predicted model, not a curated record. The coding region runs from base 153 to 1292 and encodes 379 amino acids. Lineage: Eukaryota; Viridiplantae; Streptophyta; Magnoliopsida; Caryophyllales; Amaranthaceae.